AUGUACACGAGCGAGAACAUCAAACGGCGCAACCCCAUUGGGUCCUCCGCCGCCCGCGACCAAUCACUCCAACAACCCCAGGAUGACCACCAUCACAGCAACUCCCAGAACCGCGCAUCAGACCCUUACGGACAGAACCCCUUGAAACCUGCAUUCCAGCAGCAACAGCAUCAGCAAGCGGGUGGUGGUGGCGGUGGGUACGGACAUAGAGACCAUUACCAGUUUGGGUAUGCGCCGCCACGGAAAGAGUAUUCUGCCAACAAGUAUAUCCGAUUCUACCAAGAGAACGAUUACAUCCUGAUCCCGACCCUGUUGACGCUGGUGUCGUUCUGGACGCGGUUCAGGGAUAUCAAGUCUUCGGAUAUUGUCGUCUGGGACGAGUUCGGUUCAUACUACAUCAAGGGAGAGUUCUAUUUCGAUGUACACCCACCUCUGGGCAAGAUGCUGGUCGGACUAUCAGGAGCCCUGGCCGGAUACGACGGCUCCUUCGGCUUUGACUCUGGCGCCAAAUACCCAGACAUUGGCUUUGGAUUCAUGCGCAUCUUCAACGCCUUCUUUGGAGCCAUCAUGGUCCCCCUCGCCUACUGGACCUCACAGGAGUUGAGAAUGUCGCAGACCGCCUGCGUCUUUGCUGCUGUUCUUGUCCUAUUUGACAAUGCCUACGUCACCAUCAGUCGCUUUAUUCUUCUGGACUCUAUGCUCCUCGCCGCCACCUGCUUUGUCUUUUUCUGUCUUACUCGCUUCCGGAACGAGCGCUAUGACCCGUUCUCGUUGGACUGGUGGUUGUGGUUGGCUAUGACUGGUGUUGCUAUUGGACUCGUCUCCAGUAUCAAGUGGGUUGGUCUCUUUGUCACCGCUUUGGUGGGCUUGAACACUAUUGAGGAGCUGUGGGACUUGUUUGGUGAUUUGAGCAUACCCAAGACCACGUACAUCAAGCAUUGGGUUGCUCGUGCUGCCUGCCUGAUCGCUCUACCCUUCUCUGUCUACGUGGCCUCGUUCGCGCUCCACUUUGCCAUCCUUCGCAACAGCGGACCUGGAGAUGCCCAGAUGAGUUCUCUCUUCCAGGCCAGCCUUAACGGCAACGACUUCCGUAGCAACCCCCUUUAUGUGGCGUAUGGAUCGAAGGUGUCGAUCAAGAACACGGGAUAUGGCGGAGGAUUACUUCACUCGCACGUUCAGACGUUCCCUGAGGGAUCUGGUCAGCAACAGGUCACUUGCUACCACCACAAGGAUAACAACAACAACUGGAUCAUCAAACACGCUAAGAGCGAGGAGGUCCCAGAGGAUACUGGUAGCCCCCUGAUUCUGCGUGAUGGCAACUUGGUCCGUCUGGGACAUGAGCAGACCAACCGUAGCUUGCACAGUCAUCGUAUCAAGGCUCCCGUUACUUCUGCACAGUGGGAAGUCAGUGGCUAUGGAGACGACUCGACCAACGAUGCCAACGAUGAGUGGAUCAUUGAGGUUGUGGACGAGAACAGCCAUCAUCCCAAGGAUGGACAAUUGAGAUCGCUUUCGACCACGUUCAGAUUGAGACAUCGUAUCCUGGGAUGCCUUUUGACUGCUGAGAAUGUCAACCUGCCUCAGUGGGGAUUCCGUCAGAUCGAGGUUACUUGUGACACCCGUAAUCGUACCAACUCGCCCCACUCCAUCUGGAACGUUGAACAACACUGGAACGACAAGCUGCCAGCAGGAGAGGGCAACUUGUAUAAGAGCAAGUUUUGGAAGGACUUUUGGCAUUUGAAUGUGGCGAUGAUGACAUCCAACAACGCAUUGAUCCCGGACCCCGACAAGGAGGAUGUGUUGGCAUCAAACCCAAGCCAGUGGCCCUUGUUGGCAGUUGGUCUUCGUAUGUGCGGAUGGGGCGAUGAUACGAUCAAGUUUUAUCUCUUGGGCAACCCUAUUGCCUGGUGGGGCGGUACCUUUUCAUUGGGUGUCUUCGCGCUGACUGUGUUUUACUACAUUAUCCGCCGUCAACGCAAGUUCCAGGAUGUGAGCCCCAUGGAAUGGGAGCAUUUCUUGGCUGCGGGCAAGUUGCUUGUCGGAGGCUGGUUCCUGCACUACAUUCCCUUCUGUGUCAUGGGCCGAGUGACGUACUUGCACCAUUACUUCCCUGCCCUGUACUUUUCGCUUUUACUGUUCAGUCUUAUGAUUGACCAUUUCGUCAACCGGCCAGGAGUGUCUAGCAAGGUCCGGAAUGCGGUGUGGGCGGUUGCGUUUGCGGCAGUAACGUUUACAUUCUUUUUCUUUUGGGAUGUCACUUAUGGUAUUCGGGGACCUGCAGCAGAGACGAUGACGAGUCGGCAGUGGCGGGGAGCUUGGAAUAUUAUUGACGACCAUAAGCCCAACACGUUUAUUUAG
Linnemannia hyalina is the source of this 2358-nucleotide messenger RNA. The record is from the annotation of a GenBank genome assembly. NCBI's taxonomy places the organism in Eukaryota, Fungi, Mortierellomycota, Mortierellomycetes, Mortierellales, Mortierellaceae.